AAUUUGCUCAUUGAAAACGAUUUAUUCAAAAAGUUUUAUUGGUUGAAAUAUUGGUGAAAGUACUUUUUGCAUUGAAACUGUUAAAUUUAUAUUGCUGGUUGCGCUGCAAUGUACAAUGAAGAGCUUAGCAGUGAUAACGAUAUUGUACUUAAAUCUAUUGAAACCAUAAUGUUCGAACAUAACCAAAAGAUCGUCAAAAACAAUUUCGAGAAUGGCUGUGGCUUACUGGUGACUGUAAUCAAAACAUUGGACGCUAGUGAAACCAGUGAAGAACGUCAGAGGGAAAAGAAUCGAUUCGAGAAGGAGUUCAAAAAGACCGAUGCAAAGCUAAACGAUCUGGUGUCGAAGCACGAUGGCGAUCUCAAUCAGAUUAUGCAACUGUUCAGCCAAGUGUCGGCCCAGGUGACAGUAGCGCGAGACAAAAUCCAUGUCGUUAAAGAGAAUCUGCAUUCGUGCAAACGUUUGCUACGGUGUCGACGGGAAGAGUUGAAAAAAUUGUGGGUCGAUGCACUACAGCAGAAACAUGUUUUGGAGAUGUUGGAACAAAUUAAUGAUCUACGCAAAGUACCACAACUGGUUCAAAUGUACACAUCAAAGAAGCACUACCUGCAUGCCACAAAAACGCUAACACAAGCCAUCGAAUUAAACAACGGCCCGUUAAAAGCUGUCGAAGGCUUGGUCGAUCUACGAAGCGAGUUGGAGAACCAUCGAACGCAACUGUACAAUAAGAUGAUCGAGGAACUGCACAAACACCUGUACACAACCAGUUCAAUGGAAGUGCUGACGAAUUUUCAGCGUGACGGAUCGGCCCGAAAUAGUAAUUUCGCUUCGCCGUUUCAACGAAACAACAUACGAAGGUCAGCCGAACGAGCAGAAGUGAACACAAAAAUCCGGAAAGUUCUGUUCGAAAUGGCACAGCGAUCCGAUACCGACACGACGGAGAUACUCACGGAGAAUACGGACCUGCUGGAUCCCGAUCUGAAUGCUACAUAUUUCCUGGGAAUAAUCAUCGAGUGCAUUGCAUUGCUGAACAAAGUGCCUGAAUCGUUAGAAACGAUCAAAUCGCAAAUUGAAUUGGAAUUGUCGGCUGUGGUCACAAGAACAACACAACAUCUCGUCACAAUGAACAAAUCAUUGCCGAUCGAAACGAACAGUGACAAGACCGCGACGCAUCCAUUGCUCGAGUUAGUCGAAUUGACUUACAAGCAGUUCAAGUUAAUUGCUGAAGCCCACGGCAUGUUGCUAAAGAAUUAUUUGAGUGUUACGCAACGCCAUUCGAUCGUUGUCAAGCCGUACGAUAUUUCGGAUUAUUGGACGCAGGCACAAGCUGUGUUCCAAUUGCUGUUGACAGACUACGUGGAAAUUCAGAAUCCAACCAGUGAUGAACAACCAGAGCCUAGUUUUAUCGAACAAACCAACAACAUAAAUUCUUACUUCAGCCGUCGCAAGAUACCAACGAAAAAAUCUUUGUUCAAAUUUGACAAGGCUUCCGCUUCUCACAAUGACACCGGAGCCAGUGUGAAGGAGCACAAACGAAACGCUUCCGAUAUGUCAAACGAUGAAACGCUGUUGCUGAUUUCCACCAGCAUCACACCGAAAAAUCAGCAAAAAGCCCGAGAAAAGACGUUCGUGUGCGAUCCGAAUCCGUCACUAAUCCGAGUGCUGUAUCUGCCGCUGAUGAACUAUAUCAGGGAGAUGGAAGAGCUGAUGAAGAACAAAUCGAAUCAGGGAAGUGGCCUGAGAACAUUCUUAACCGCACACAUCAAGGACCAAUUUUUGGCAAAAGGUCACAAUCGUACGCUGCAGUUGACCGUUGAAGCAUUGUCCAAAAAUCAUGAUGCCUGGAGAGCGAUUAUAUCGUCGGAAGAAAUCAAAGCCUUAGGUUUAACUCGGCCGUUGUUACAAAGUACCGUUCUGUUUGAGAAUCGCAUCACCGAAACACGAAAUCUCAUUCAGGAUCUACCUGAUUACUCGGAAGAUUUAUUGAAAAUGGUGUGUUCGCUGCUGAAAACUUAUAGGGAAACGUGUCAAGCCGCUUACCGUGGAAUCGUUCAACCGGAAACUGAAGACAAACGAAUUUAUAGUGUUGCUUGGCUCAAGGACGACGACAUUACUCGAUUUUUAAAAACUUUACCGAACUGGACCGAUUUGAAGACGUACAGUCAAAAGAGCAAAUUGGGCGGACGCAAAAAUUUAAAGUCGUCCGCUUUCAGCACAUCAGAAGAAGAAAGUCCCACACAGAUCCAGCAGAGAAAUAUUCGCGAGGCCGAAAUGUUGACCAGUAAUCUUGGCGAAGGCGGUAUAUCGCAGCAGGAAAUUUUAUCGGACGUCAGUGUGCUGAAGGAAUUGGCCAUUCUCCAGGAGAGCAUGGAAUGGUUUGCCAACCGAAUUUCCGAGUUCACCAACGAUCUACGCAAACCAAUUGUAAAUUCGAUCCAAGCUACUAACGGCGACGAUUUCUCAAAUACUCAAUCGGUGUCGAUUAAAGACGGCACCAUCAAAGUACUCACCAAUUUGGCGUUAGAAUUCGAAGAUUUGGCAAACACUUGCUUGUUGGUGCUACAUUUAGAGGUGCGUGUUCAAUGCUUCCAUUACUUGAAAGGCAACCCGUUGGAUAAAUUCAACAGCAGCCACUCAAACAAAAGCGGGUCCAUGGAGCCAGAUGUUAAAGUUUUGAAAUUCACAAAGGUUUUGUCGGAAAUGGACGAAGCCCUAAUGUCCACCUUGCAUCCACGAAAGACAAAGUACAUUUUCGAGGGACUCGCUCAUUUGGCAGCCAAAAUUCUAAUCAACGCUGCUAAUUACAUGGAACGAAUCGAUGAGGCCGGCGUUCAACGGAUGUGUCAUAAUUCGAUGGCGUUGCAACAAACAUUAAGUAGCAUAACAGCGUCGCGUGAAGUAGCACUGGAUCAUGCGAGAAAUUUUUACGAAAUGUUAUACAUGACCCCGGAGGAAAUUCUGACAACAAUUAUUGAACGCGGUGCUCAAUACUCCGAGUUGCAGUAUUUGAACGCUUUGCAGUUGUCGUGUAAGGCAAAAGGAAUCCAAGAUUCGAACACAUUGGCUACAUAUCAACAGAAACUGUCUGAUAUCCUUGGUACUAAAACGGCCGUUGGCAUCGUCAUAUGAAUUCGAACGAAUCGUUUUCGGUUUUCGGCUUUUUAUUGAAAUUUUAUUUCUAUUUUUUACAUUAAAAUUACGAUAGCGCUUCGUUGGUUAUUUCUAAAGAAUAUAUAUUGAAGAGUUUACAAUGGAUGUUCCGCAGUUUGUAGCACAAUUAAAUACAGUGAGAAAAGUAGUUGAUUGCAGGAAACAAUAAACGUUACAGAACUAAAUUGAC
Molecule: messenger RNA, 3340 nt
Organism: Bradysia coprophila
Lineage: Eukaryota; Metazoa; Arthropoda; Insecta; Diptera; Sciaridae
Gene: Sec8
Product: exocyst complex component secretory 8
Biological process (GO): chemical synaptic transmission; exocytosis; Golgi to plasma membrane transport
Cellular component (GO): exocyst; synapse; growth cone membrane
Source: RefSeq, a predicted model, not a curated record